Messenger RNA from Rhinopithecus roxellana (golden snub-nosed monkey), 1699 nucleotides. RefSeq names its product keratin 36 (gene KRT36). The coding region runs from base 55 to 1458 and encodes 467 amino acids. Gene Ontology annotation, molecular function: structural molecule activity. Lineage: Eukaryota; Metazoa; Chordata; Mammalia; Primates; Cercopithecidae. The transcript is spliced from 7 exons. The record is from RefSeq and is a predicted model, not a curated record.
GAGAGUCGAGAACCUGAGCUCCUUGCUAAGCUGCAACUUUCCUCUACUAGCACCAUGGCCACCCAGACCUGCACCCCGACCUUCUCCACUGGGUCUGUCAAGGGCCUCUGUGGCACAGCAGGCGGCAUCUCUCGGGUGUCUUACAUCCGCUCUGUGGGCGCCUGCAGGGUCCCCAGUCUCGCCGGUGCCGCGGGGUACAUCUCUUCUGCUAGGUCGGGCCUCUCUGGCCUUGGGAGUUGCUUGCCUGGCUCUUACCUGUCUUCUGGGUGCCACUCCUCUGGCUUUGUGGGGAGCGGGGGCUGGUUCUGCGAGGGCUCCUUCAAUGGCAGCGAGAAGGAGACCAUGCAGUUCCUGAAUGACCGCCUGGCCAACUACCUGGAGAAGGUGCGUCAGCUGGAGCGGGAGAACGCGGAGCUGGAGAACCGCAUCCGGGAGUGGUACGAGUCUCAGAUCCCAUACAUCUGCCCAGACUACCAGUCCUACUUCAAGACCAUUGAAGAUUUCCAGCAGAAGAUCCUGCUGACUAAGUCUGAGAAUGCCAGGCUGGUCCUGCAGAUUGAUAAUGCCAAGCUGGCCGCUGACGACUUCCGGACCAAGUACGAGACAGAGCUGUCCCUGCGGCAGCUAGUGGAGGCCGACAUCAACGGCCUGCGUAGGAUCCUGGAUGAGCUGACCCUGUGCAAGGCUGACCUGGAGGCUCAGGUGGAGUCCCUGAAGGAGGAGCUGAUGUGCCUCAAGAAGAACCACGAGGAGGAAGUCAGUGUGCUCCGUUGUCAACUUGGGGAUCGACUGAAUGUGGAGGUGGACGCUGCUCCCCCAGUGGAUCUCAACAAGAUCCUGGAGGAUAUGAGAUGCCAGUACGAGGCACUGGUGGAGAAUAACCGCAGAGAUGUGGAGGCCUGGUUCAACACCCAGACCGAGGAGCUGAACCAGCAGGUGGUGUCCAGCUCGGAGCAGCUGCAGUGCUGCCAGACGGAGAUCAUCGAGCUGAGACGCAGGGUCAACACCCUGGAGAUUGAGCUGCAGGCCCAGCACAGCAUGAGGAAUUCCUUGGAAUCCACCCUGGCGGAAACUGAGGCCCGCUACAGCUCCCAGCUGGCCCAGAUGCAGUGCCUGAUCAGCAACGUGGAGGCCCAGCUGUCUGAGAUCCGCUGCGACCUGGAGCGGCAGAACCAGGAGUACCAGGUGCUACUGGACGUCAAGGCCCGGCUGGAGGGCGAGAUCGCUACCUACCGCCGCCUGCUGGAGGGAGAGGACUGCAAGCUUCCUCCCCCACCUUGUGCCAUGGCAUGCAAGCCUGCUAUUAGAGUUCCUUCUGUCCCCCCGGUGCCCUGUGCCCCUGCUGUGCCCUGCACCUCGGCUCCCCAGGUUGGCACUCAGAUUCGCACCAUCACCGAGGAGAUCAGAGACGGGAAAGUCAUCUCCUCCAGGGAGCACGUGCAGUCCCGCCCGCUGUGACAGCCCACUUUGGUCCACCAGGGCAGGGCCCCGACCACAGGAAGGAGGACACCCCUGUGGCUUCUGGCUGCUUAACGACCCUGCCCUUCCCUAGAGGGGUCCCCCUAUGCUUAGCAGGUUUUUCUACUAAAAAUACUCCCCUUAUUGUGUUUCUGGACUUAACUGUGCUUUUACGCCAUGCAAAACUGGUUUCCUGGACAUUUACCCAAUAAAGUAUGUUCUCCUGGCAUAGCAAACUCAA